Molecule: messenger RNA, 3254 nt
Organism: Cucumis sativus (cucumber)
Lineage: Eukaryota; Viridiplantae; Streptophyta; Magnoliopsida; Cucurbitales; Cucurbitaceae
Product: monosaccharide-sensing protein 2
Exons: 6
Coding region: 744-2945 (733 amino acids)
Biological process (GO): transmembrane transport
Cellular component (GO): membrane
Molecular function (GO): myo-inositol:proton symporter activity
Source: RefSeq, a predicted model, not a curated record
AACCCUAAAUUUGAUUUAACUCCUUCACUCGCCGCACUUCUUUCCGUGAUUCCUGCAACAAACUUUGCUCGCAAAACUCGUCCAAUUUUUUUUCUGAAGGGAAAAUUCACCGUUCUUGUUCAUGCAUGUUAAUUUAUCGAGAUAUAUAUGAAUCAUUUGGAGGGUGGGUGUGAAUCUUCAGUGAAAAAGAUGACAAAUGGGAACUUGUAGACGAACGAAAAUAAUAAAGAAAACGCUGGGGAUUAGAUUGAAAGAGCUGACGUGUAGUGAAAAGAGUGAACCGCAGGACAAGUGUCGAACAAGAAAACGAGCAGUGAAUAAAAUAUCAUUUUAAACUUGAAGUAUUACAUAUGUUCUUUUGCUUUUGGAUCGCUCACUUUCGCCUUUCUUCCAGCUAAUAACAUUGAUGUCCUUUCUUUCUUUUCUUUUCUUUUGCUUGCUUUUUCAAUUUGUUGAUCUUGUCUCUUGGGUAUUAACUAGGUUUUUGCUGUCAUGUGAAAACAGAGCAUUUCAUGGCUGUCUUUGCUGCUGAUGGUCCCUAAAAUUCUCAUCACCUUUACUGUUUAUUCUCAAUAGACUGUUAAUCUGGAGUUAAAUUCUGAGUCUAGUGAUCUGAAUGGAGAUAUUGGUUCUCUCUGAAAGCUUGAUUUUUGUUCGAUGUUUGGUUAGCGAUCUGGGUUUGUACUCUUUUAGGUUCCUUGGUUGUCUGUUUUGAGAUUUUCUUGUCGAUUUGAAGAAGCAAAAUGAGUGGUUCUGUUUUGGUGGCUGUUGCUGCUGCUGUUGGAAACUUUUUGCAAGGAUGGGAUAAUGCGACUAUAGCAGGAGCUGUCCUGUACAUUAAAAAGGAAUUCAAUCUUGAAAGUAGCCCCACUGUAGAAGGGCUCAUUGUGGCCACAUCCCUUAUCGGAGCCACUGUAAUCACAACAUGUUCUGGAGCAAUAUCAGAUUGGCUCGGACGCCGGUUGCUGUUAAUUUUAUCAUCUGUUCUUUACUUUAUCGGUGGCAUUAUAAUGCUGUGGUCUCCCAACGUAUACAUCCUUCUCCUAGGAAGGCUCUUGGAUGGUUUUGGAAUAGGUUUGGCUGUUACAUUGGUUCCGGUGUACAUAUCUGAGACUGCUCCCCCUGAAAUUAGAGGAUCAUUAAACACACUUCCUCAGUUCACUGGCUCUGCUGGAAUGUUCUUUUCAUACUGCAUGGUUUUUGGGAUGUCUUUAAUGGAAUCCCCGAGUUGGAGAUUGAUGCUUGGGGUCCUAUUUAUUCCCUCUCUUAUAUAUUUAGCAUUGACAAUAUUUUUCUUGCCCGAGUCACCUCGCUGGCUUGUCAGUAAAGGCCGGAUGCUCGAGGCCAAACGAGUGCUGCAGAGGCUCCGAGGCAGAGAGGAUGUAUCUGGUGAGUUGGCUUUACUUGUUGAGGGUCUUGGAGUUGGGGGUGAGACCUCUCUUGAGGAAUACAUAAUUGGUCCAGCAGAUGACCUUCCUGACCAAGAUCUACUGACGGACAAAGAUGGAAUCAAAUUGUAUGGACCUGAACAAGGAGUCUCCUGGGUUGCUAGACCAGUUACAGGACAGAGUUCUAUUGGACUAGUGUCUCGGCAUGGAAGCAUUAUAAAUCAGAGCGGGCUUGUUGAUCCUCUCGUCACUCUCUUCGGCAGUGUACACGAGAAGCUUCCUGAUACAGGAAGCAUGCGUAGUACACUGUUUCCACAUUUUGGCAGCAUGUUCAGUGUUGGAGGUAACCAACAUAGAAACGAAGAGUGGGAUGAAGAAAGCCUUGCUAGAGAGGGUGAGGACUAUCAGUCGGAUGGUGCUGGUAAUGAUUCGGAUGAUAACUUAAGGAGUCCUUUGAUAUCGAGACAGACGACAAGCAUGGAAAAGGACAUGGUUGCACCUGCUCAUGGUAGUCUUUCAAGCAUGAGACAGGGCAGUCUGGCUGGAGAACCUGUUGGAAGCAUGGGGAUUGGUGGGGGUUGGCAACUUGCUUGGAAAUGGUCUGAGAGAGAAGGCCCUGAUGGAAACAAAGAAGGGGGGUUUAAAAGAGUUUAUUUGCACCAAGAGGGCAUUUCUGGACCUCAGCAAGGAUCUAUAGUGUCUCUUCCUGGUGGUGAUGCCCUGACCGAUGGAGGCUAUAUUCAGGCUGCUGCAUUGGUCAGCCAACCAGCUUUAUACUCGAAGGAGCUUAUGAGUCAGCAUCCAGUUGGACCAGCUAUGGUCCAUCCUGAAAGCGUAACAAAAGGGCCAAGUUGGGUUGACCUUUUCGAACCCGGAGUCAAACACGCACUGCUCGUGGGAGUAGGAAUUCAAAUACUUCAGCAGUUCUCUGGCAUAAAUGGAGUUUUGUAUUACACUCCACAAAUUCUUGAGAAAGCAGGUGUCGGAAUCCUUCUUUCAAACUUGGGGAUUGGCUCUUCUUCUGCAUCUUUACUGAUCAGUGGUCUAACCACAUUAUUGAUGCUCCCUUCAAUUGCAGUGGCGAUGAGAUUAAUGGACAUCUCAGGUCGUAGGACUUUAUUACUGUGGACCAUCCCUGCCUUGAUAGCAUCCCUCGUCAUCCUAGUUAUUGGUAGCCUAGUGCAGAUGGGCAGCAUAUUGAAUGCAUCUAUCUCAACAGUCAGUGUAGUUGUUUACUUCUGCUUCUUCGUCAUGGGUUUCGGGCCAAUCCCAAACAUAUUAUGUGCAGAAAUCUUCCCAACCCGAGUCCGUGGCCUAUGUAUUGCGAUUUGUGCAUUGACAUUUUGGAUUGGCGAUAUCAUCGUCACAUAUACAUUGCCCGUGUUGCUUAACUCCAUUGGGCUUGGUGGUGUUUUCGGGAUGUAUGCAGUUGUUUGCAUCAUAUCAUGGGUGUUCGUCUUUCUAAAAGUUCCUGAAACCAAGGGAAUGCCUCUUGAAGUAAUCACCGAAUUCUUCUCGGUUGGUGCCAAACAGCUUUUAUCUGCCAAAAAUGGUUGAAAUUCAUCAUACAAAUUCAAAUUUUUGACUGUUUGAUACUUUGGUUGAAUUUGAUAUUAAUGAUCUUUAAAAUGCUAGCUCAGUUUUUGUAGAAGUUAUUGGUCCUUUUUAUCCUACUUCUCUCUCUCUAUUUCUUAUCCCUUAGUUACACUUGCUUAUGAAAUAAGAUGUGUUUCAAAUUUUUGUAAUGGUAUGAUCUUUUUAGGGGAAAGCCAAGAGAAAACUGAAGGCUCCAUUUAGUUAGUUGUAAUAAUGAUGUAUUAUGCAUUGAGUUUGAGCAAUGAUGGAUCCAUAGAUUUUGGAAGACAA